AUGGGAUUGGUACCUCCCGCCCGCCAACGAAGAGUCGAGGGUACGAACCAGCACCCAGACCGGCCUGAGAAGGGGAGGGGGAGUGAGGGGGAGGAGACGAAGGCUGUGGUUGCUGGGGCUGCGGUUGCGGCGGUGCCUGAGGCGGUAGUGGCUGCGGUGCCUGAGGCUGCUGGGCCACUGUCUCCUGAGGAACGGGAGCGGUCGGCGGAACAGGGACAGACAGGGGACGUGGAGCUGGCUGCGUCCCCGGCGCCGAUGGAGGCGGCUGUGAUUGCCGCGGUCGUGACUGCCGCGGGGAGACGGGAUGGUCAGCCGAACGGCGAGGAAUUGACAGCUGCCGCUGUGUUCGCCGGAACUUCUGUUGCUGGCAAAGACGCAGACAUGCAGGGGCACGGCCAGGCGGCGGGCGAUAGUCAGGGGCCCACAAACGGCGCUCCGGCGCUCCUUCCGGCGUGUCAAAGGCGAAGCCGAAGAGGAAGCUGCGGGUACAGCCAGCGCCGAGACAGCCCGGAGCAGGGCUGGGACCCAGCGCCCCGGGACCCCUCCUGGGCUGGCUUUUGCAAGGGCAGCCGCCACGAGAGUCAGAGCGUCAGGAGCCAUCCCAGGGUUGCGCGCCCGCACUGUCCGCCGCCACGCAAGCAGCUUCGCACGCGCCAACGACACGAACGCCGAACCUGCGCGGAGGUAACGGGGUGGCACAGGCAGCAGCAGUGGCACCAACGGGAGCAGGCGGGGACACUGCGGCAGCAGUAG
This is a messenger RNA of Closterium sp. Naga37s-1, 753 nucleotides long. Lineage: Eukaryota; Viridiplantae; Streptophyta; Zygnematophyceae; Desmidiales; Closteriaceae. The record is from the annotation of a GenBank genome assembly.